Messenger RNA from Gambusia affinis (western mosquitofish), 2404 nucleotides. It is a transcript of the gene elf2a, whose product is annotated as E74-like factor 2a (ets domain transcription factor). Gene Ontology annotation, biological process: cell differentiation; regulation of transcription by RNA polymerase II. The record is from RefSeq and is a predicted model, not a curated record. The coding region runs from base 335 to 1972 and encodes 545 amino acids. Gene Ontology annotation, molecular function: DNA-binding transcription factor activity, RNA polymerase II-specific; sequence-specific DNA binding. NCBI's taxonomy places the organism in Eukaryota, Metazoa, Chordata, Actinopteri, Cyprinodontiformes, Poeciliidae. Gene Ontology annotation, cellular component: nucleus. The transcript has 9 exons.
UCUGACGUCAAGGCGGUCUGUGCUAUGACCCGUUGGAUCAUUUGUAGCAGAGAGGCGGCACACCGGAAAGCUAACGGGUAGCAGAACUCCAUCGGAAAUAGAAGCCUGAGUUUGAAAUCUGUGUGGCAUAUCGAUCUGUACAUUCAAUCUCCAGAACAUUAAUAGGUGCCUGCGUAGGGACUUCCGCGGCAACGAGGCCUUGGAAACUCCUGCAGAAGCGAGCGAAAGGAGCGUUUUGGUCCCGUCAAGUGGGCUAACAAGCUAACUUGGGCCCUAGCUGCUGCUAGCAGUGGAGCUCACUUCCCGCAAGCAAAAGCAAAACAAGGAAUGAGUGAUGAACUCUGUGGUGGUGUCAGAUGGAGGAGGAAACAUAGUGGAGUAUGUCACUGUGGUUGAAGAGUCUCAGCAGCAGGCUGCUGAGGAGGACGAGGAGGUGGUGCAGCAGGAUGGAGAGGCUGUGAUCAUGGUGGAGGAGGAGGAGGAAGAGGAGGAGGAGGGAGUGAUCCUGCAAGAGGAGGAGGGAUCUCCGGCCGUCAUCGUGGAGGAGGUGCCCAGCGCCCAGGUGGAGGAGUGCUACUCGGCCCAGGUCCUGGUGUACGACGACGGGACAUACCUGAUGCAGGACGUGGCUGAGGAGCAGGAGGUGGUGACGGAGGCGGCCGAGUCCGUGGAGAUGUCAGGCCAUGACAUGGUGUGCUUUGACAAAACCUUUGAAGCAGCUGAAGCUCUGCUGCACAUGGAAUCACCUGGAGGCCUUCACAAUGACCGCAGCACAGUAGAGGAUGUGAUGAUGGAGACUGUGGUGGAGGUUUCCACUGAGUGUGGGCCCAUCGAGGAGGACUCCUUCCCCAUCCCUCCUGACUGUGAGCCUGCAGCCAAGAAGAAGAGAGGAGGUGGACGUAAACCCAAAACGCAGCAGCCUGCCUCCAACGGCUCCUAUGACCUGGGGAUCAAGAAGAGGCCGAGGGAAGGAAAAGGAAACACCACAUAUCUGUGGGAGUUCCUGCUGGAGCUGCUGCAGGAUAAAAACACCUGUCCCAGGUACAUCAAGUGGAUGCAGAGAGACAAAGGCAUCUUCAAGCUAGUGGACUCCAAGGCCGUGUCCAGGCUGUGGGGGAAGCACAAGAACAAGCCCGACAUGAACUAUGAGACCAUGGGCCGCGCCCUGAGGUAUUACUACCAGCGAGGGAUCCUCGCAAAGGUCGAGGGUCAGCGACUUGCCUACCAGUUUAAAGAAAUGCCCAAAAACAUCCGUGUGAUCGACGACGACGAGGGAGGCAUGGACAUAAAGAUGGAGGACAGCGAGGUCAUUGUGUCUGGCCAGCUCCCGGUUCACCAGCAGAGCCCUGCCAGCCUAAGCACCCCUGUUAGCACCCAGCCCCAGCAGACCUACGUCACAGUCAUCCCCACCAACGCCUCCACCAGACCCAUCCGAGCCAUGCCACUGGUCAUGACCAACUCUCUAGGCCAUAUGACGCUAAACUCCUCCCCCAUCCUCACCACCACAGGCGUCCCAGUGACCGUAGCGAAGGCCUCCACCAGCGCUCCGCCCAAGCUGGUGAUCCAGGCGCUGCCCACCAUGCUGCCCGCCGGCUCCAAGGCCGGAGAAAAGAUCACCAUCAUCACCAUCCCAGCCAACCAGCUGGCCACGCUAAUGCAGACUAACCCCCCAGGCCAGGUGGCUCAGAUCAUCCAGGCCAAGCCGGUGGCCACCCAGCUGCCUCCAACCGCCAUCAAGCCGGCCGGCGUCCAGCUGGCGCCCGGCCGGACCGCGCCGCAGCUCAUCCUGGCCAAACCGGCCGCAGUCGCCCAGGCUCUGCCGCAGCUCUCGUUGCAGGUGGGCCAGCCUCGUCCUGCACCCCCUACAACCCCCACACAGCAGCACCCCCAGCCCCAAGCAGCACAAUCAGAGGGGGCGGAGCCUCCACCCCUCUCCAGCCCAGCAGCAGCAGCAGCAGAGGCAUCGUCCUGAAAACCUGACCUGAGCUGGGGGGGUUGGGCAAUGGAAUGGGGGUACUGCAGGAAGUGACUGUAGGAAUUGUCAGGAAAUGAAGGACACAUCCUCUCUCUACACCUUCAGAUGAGAGCUGCUUUAUGAUUGGCUGUCGUCACAGCGCUCCCCCAGAGGAUCAAAGGGACGAUUGUGUACACACACACACACACACAACACACAGUUCCCUCAGCGCUCAAACAACAUAAGCAGCCUUAGAUUGUAAAUGAAAAUCUGUCUUUUUGUAAUAAGCCCUGAUAUAAAGACUUUGUGAUGUAAAAACAUUUUUGAUACUCAGCAACUUAAAUGUGGAAUCAGACGUUGGUUCAGUCUCCAGACGUCCCUCUGGGUCACACACACACACACACACACACACACAGCCCCUCUGCUUCAGCUGCUUGACUUCAGAGUGAU